AUGUCAGACUCAGACUCCCCAGCAGAGGACUUGGUCAACAACAAGAAUGCGGACGUCAUGAGACGGGCGUUGCUGAAGAAGAUGUCGGAAAGGAUGGAAUCCUUACCAGAAGGGGAUUGUUUGGGGACAGACGACAGUGACGUGGAGGAAAACGCAAAACUGAAUCGAACAAGCGAUUCCUUCAAAAUAGCAGACGACGGUUUGGUUGAGACGCUCAAGAAUGAAUUGGCUGUUGCAAAGGCGUUCAUCGAACAUCUCCGGAAACAGAAAGUCCGACAACGAAAGCGUAUGCGCAGCGUUGAGAUGCAGCUUAACGAAUUUGAUGAUUACCGGGUGCACCUCAAAACAGAUCUGGUAUCGAUGAACGAAACCAUCAACAAACACAAAGAAACGAUAAGAGACUUGGAGAAGCAGCUGACCAAGAAGACGAAUAGUGAAUGUAGCCUGAUGGACGAGAUAGAGUUGUUGAAGCUGGAGAUAGCGUGUCUCAAGGAUAACAAAAAGGGGUUGGAUGAUCAUUGCAAGGAGCAAGAAAACAAGCAACGAAUAUUACAGACUCAGCUCCACAAUUACUCGGAUCGCUGCGAGUUUCUUGAACGGGAAAAUGAUGACUUGAAAUCGAGAGUUUAUACUGCUGAAAAUGAUAACGCCAUUUUGAAAUCGCGUGUCCAGGACAUGGAAGGGAGCAUUCUCGAAUUUUCCAUGAGUCGUCAACAAUUGUUGCAGCAACAGCUGAUGGCUUUGAAGCAGACGAUUCGAGACGUCGAGGCUCAGAAAGGAACUUUAGAACAACAAUUGAAACUGAAGAAGAAGGAGCCGACGACAGAGUCGGAACCAUUUUAUAAGGACAAGUGCCAGAUGAUGGAUAAAGAUUUCGUCUGCCUGAAACAGCAGAUCAAGGCUUUAGUCGAACAGAACAUACAGCUGCAAGAGAAAAUAGACAGACAGGCACGAAAGAUAUACUGACAGAACCCU
Messenger RNA from Lineus longissimus, 975 nucleotides. RefSeq names its product hyaluronan-mediated motility receptor-like. Bases 1 to 966 code for a protein of 321 amino acids. Lineage: Eukaryota; Metazoa; Nemertea; Pilidiophora; Heteronemertea; Lineidae. The transcript has 5 exons. The record is from RefSeq and is a predicted model, not a curated record.